Molecule: messenger RNA, 1109 nt
Organism: Bactrocera neohumeralis
Lineage: Eukaryota; Metazoa; Arthropoda; Insecta; Diptera; Tephritidae
Gene: Rpp21
Product: ribonuclease P protein subunit p21
Exons: 2
Coding region: 417-908 (163 amino acids)
Biological process (GO): tRNA processing
Cellular component (GO): nucleolar ribonuclease P complex
Source: RefSeq, a predicted model, not a curated record
UUCCUUAUCAGAUCUCCGCUGCCGUAUGUGAAUAGCUCGGCCAGCAAUCCAUCGGCCCCCACCGCUUUGUUAUUCUUCAGGCGGGUAAUUGCUAUUCGAACUUCUUCAUGGUCGGGUAAUGGAACGUUCCAUCGUCAUCGAUCCUAUCAAAAAUAAUGUUUUUAAGCUCGAAGUAAAUGGAUUAACUUGUUUACAUUCAAUAAGAGAUCUCAUAAACAAAUAUGACAGUUGAAGAUUGUUCCUUCAUUCACAACAGUAUGUGAACGAAUAUUUUGUCAACAUUCGUGUGAUUGCUUUCGCUAAUUAUUUCAAGAAGAAGAACUUAUUAUAAAAAAUCACCGAAAUAACAGAAUUUACUUUUCAAUUGAUAACCAAUCACCACAAUUUUUUUCAUUUAACCGAAUAUAUAUACAUAUAUGUCAAGCAAAAAGCAACAGCCUGCAUUUCAAGGAAAGGAAUGUUUCAGUCGCAUGAAUUUUCUCUUCCAAUCGUCCAUGCUUAUGGCUGGCAAAAACAACGCGUUAUCUGCCUACUACGGCGAACUAUGCCUUAGUAUUGCAAAGAAAGCUGUGCUUAAAAUUGAUCCAAACAUAAAGCGGCAGAUGUGUAAACGUUGUUCUCUCGCACUAAAACCAGGCAUAACCGCUGACUUGCAUGCUGAGACGCGACGGAAAAGACGAAAGGCUUUGAAAAAUAGUGAUAAUGUGGAUGAAAACACAAGCAUGAUCUUGACGUGCCAUCAAUGCGGGUUUAGACGUCAGUUUAUAGUCAAUCCAAAUUACAAUUUUUGGCUGGACAAUAAAGAAUCUGUGGUGGAGUCGAUCACUCUAGGCAACAAAAAACCCGAAAGUGAACAAAAGCAGUCACCAAUUAGCGAUAAGGAAACGAAAGAAACCACUACAAAAUAGAAAUAAACAUUCCACUUUGCAAUUUUGCAUUUAGGUGAGUUAAAUUAAGUGUAAAAUAUACAACUUGAUAGCCAUACAAUUUUUUUUGCAGUAUGUAUUUUAGAUAACAAAAUAUCUACAGCUUGUGUACUAUAAUCAUUUAUAAUCUGUAAUAAAAGGCUUACAUGAUUGAAAGAUCGGAGAUGGUUUUUAAACAUUCAA